GCCGGCGCGGCCGGAAGUGGAUGCCGACGGGGCUGGACCGGAGGAACGGGGGAUGUCGCCGCUGCCGCCGCCCGCCGGAUUGUGUUUUCUUCAGGCCAGAAAUGCGUGCGGUUCUGACUCGACUGCAGAAUUGGUAAUGUGCCGCGUGAUCUAAGAGAGGCCCGAGCCCCGUCUUGCUUCGAGACAGACUAUGGAGGAGUGGACAGAACUGCCAAGUGGAGCGGAUAAGCGGGAUGCGGUGGCAGCCACAGCCCCCGUUUUCAGCCGGGAGAUCUCCGUGAGCGAGUUCUGCUGCCACUGCUGCUACGACAUUCUGAUCAACCCGACCACCUUGAACUGUGGGCACAGCUUCUGCAGGCACUGCCUGGCCUUGUGGUGGACCUCCUCCAAGAAGAACGAGUGCCCGGAGUGCCGGCAGAACUGGGAAGGGUUCCCCAAGGUCAACAUCCUCCUCAGAGAUGCCAUCGAGAAGCUGUUCCCGGACGCCACCGAGCAGCGGAAAGACGACGUCCAGCAGAACCCCGACGUCUCCCGGAGCCUGGCGGCCUUCCAGAAGUACGGGAGCGACCAGGCGUCUGCGGCCCCAAACGCGGGGAGGACCGAUCCUCGGGGGAGGGGCUUCUUCUCCGGAGUCCUGACGGCGUUGAGUUGCGUGGCGGUGGUCUUGCUCGGGUAUCACUGGAGCAGCAGGGAACUGGAGGACGACCUCCUUGUCCACAAGCCGGUGGCCCGGUGGGGCCCCGAGGAGGUGCUGCACUGGCUGGGCCAGCUGGGGCCGUGGGCUUCCCUCUACAAGGAGAGGUUUCUGCUGGAGAGAGUCAACGGCAGGCUCCUCUUGACGCUGACGGACGAGGAUUUUGCCCGGGCCCCAUACUACAUCGAGAAUAGCAGCCACCGAAAGGCCAUCGUGGCGGAGCUGGACCGGGUGAAGACGCUGGGCGUGAAGCCGCCCCAGAAUCUUUGGGAGUACAAGGCGGUCCACCCCAGCAAGUCUGUGUUCCUGCUCUACGCCCUGAAGGGCUCCCCGCGGCUCACGAUGCUCUACCUGUACCUCUUCGAUUACACGGAUCUCUUCCUCCCAUUCAUCCACACCAUCUGUCCGGAGCGGCAGCCGCUGGAGGAGGAGGGCCUCGAAGACGUUCCGGCCAAAUUGCUGGACCCGAAGGAGCCGGCGUGGAAGCAGUGGCGGGAAUUCCUGGUCAAGUACGUCCUCCUGCCCUACCAGCUGAUCGCCGAGUUCGCCUGGGACUGGCUGGAGGUGCACUACUGGACGUCCCGCUUCAUCAUCGUCAACGCCAUGCUGCUCUCCGUCCUGGAACUCUUCUCCUUCUGGAGGCUCUGGUCCAGGAGGGAACUGAAAACUAUCCCUCACCGGAUGUGGAACCACUUCUGGAAGGUGUCCACCCAGGGACUCCUGGUAGCCAUUUUCUGGCCCUUCAUUCCUCAGUUCGUCUGCAACUGCCUCUUCUACUGGGCCUUGUACUUCAACCCCAUUAUAAACAUCGACCUCGUGGUCAAAGAGGUGCGCCGCCUGGAUACGCAAGUGCUCUGACAGGCGCUCCCGGACUCCUUCCUUGUGCGCCGUGAGCCGUCUCGAAGGCGAGGGGGACUUAUUCUUUCUACGGUGAUAAAAACCUGCAUUGGUUUCUCUUCCUGUUUGCUUUAACCCACUUUUGGAGGAAGUGUUUUCUUUGUCGUUGCGGGAUAAGCAACCAGGGCAUUUUGGGAGCCCCUUCCCCCCAAGGAGGCCAGCCUCUUUGUUGUUGGAGUGGGUUGUCCAAAACACCAGCUGUGCCAGUUUGUGUGUGUGUGUUCAGGCUGUGGACCGGUACUUUGAGGAACCCGAGGGGGUCAAGUCUCUGCCCCAUCUCGUCUUCUGAAAAAAGGCUUGUUUAUCUCAUUCGGGCAUUUGGAUACUUAAAGGGAGACUUACAGAGGUACUGACUCCUUGUAAAACAAAAGAUUUCAAACCUGAUUUGGGGCUUCCUUCUCCCCCCACUCCCUCCCCCACCAUUUUUAUGAAUCAAACGAGAAAUCUGAUGUUUCUGUUGCUGUAUUGGUUUUCUAAGUCCAUUUGCCAACCACGACCACCUUUUUAAGAAACCAAAACGAGAACCCUGCAUGCGGACAAGCAACUGUGAAGUGGCCGUUCUGUCUCUCGAGCGCACCACACCUGUUUUCGCUGUUUGUUUAAAUGUUGGCCAAACCACGCUGAGCUUUGUUUUAAAUGCUUGUUUCCUUACCAAUGAAGCUUUGAUUAUGUAUUUGUAUUAAUCUGAUCUUCAGAUUUGCCUA
Molecule: messenger RNA, 2295 nt
Organism: Gekko japonicus
Lineage: Eukaryota; Metazoa; Chordata; Lepidosauria; Squamata; Gekkonidae
Gene: BFAR
Product: bifunctional apoptosis regulator
Exons: 9
Coding region: 191-1552 (453 amino acids)
Biological process (GO): proteasome-mediated ubiquitin-dependent protein catabolic process
Cellular component (GO): nucleus
Molecular function (GO): ubiquitin protein ligase activity; protein binding
Source: RefSeq, a predicted model, not a curated record